GACGUUUCGCAGCAAACAUUCUUGAAUCCUUCCGUUGUGGAGGGCCAUAUUUCCUUAUUUCAAUUUGUUUUUACACACGACUCUCGUCAGAUAAUUCCCUUACCAUUAAUUUAAUUUGCCAUUUGAACGACUCGUAAGUCAAAUAACCUCCGACUGCAGCAGCUUUGUUAGGAUAUGGGCUUCAGCCUUUAGUUGGAAAUGGGGUGUUCCCCCGCCCUAGUGUGUCAAGAAUGAGGAAACGCGUAAACAGCAGAUUCUGGAUCUGCUAAUCUGCUGCUCUGGAGAGUUCACGGCUCACUGCGAUCCGAAGGCUUCGGCGCACCUGCUGACCGGUUCAGUCUACUCUACAUCGACAGACUUCUGGGGCAGAUGGCGGCUUCUUUAGUGACCGCUGUAGUGGCACACAACAACGCCACGGAGUCCAACAAGCAACAGGAGAACCACGCGAACAUCGCCUUUGUGCUGGUGCCCGUCUUCUUCCUGCUGGGUCUUCUGGGCGUGCUCAUCUGUCACGUGCUGAAGAGGAAGGGCUACCGCUGUACCACGGACACUGAGCAGGACGAAGAGCAUGACAUCGAGGAUGAGGAGAAGUGCCUGGACCAAGGAGAACUGAACGACACCUUCAGUGAGGGCAACACGGACACGGUGGGCCAGAUUGUUCACUACAUCAUGAAAAAUGAAGCCAACACGGAUGCCCUGAAGGCCAUGGUAACCGAGCACAGCAUGGACUCUGAUGGUGUUCCAGUGACGCCCACCUCGCCCACAGCACCCACUAUUCCGACGCCCACCACGCCGGCUGCUCCUGUGUCGCCUGGCGCCCCCGCCGGGGCAGCCAAGCACACCUGUAACCACUUGCACACCAUUGGUGGGGUAGUGGGUCAGAAGAGCAUCUGCAGCCGCUGCAAUCAGAAAAAAUGGCCCCUCAUGCAGCCCCGAUCAGGCAAGAAGGCGGAUCCAGCGAAAAGACGCAGCCACACCGGAGAGGUCACUGUGCUGUCUGUGGGCAGGUUCCGAGUGACAAAGACUGACCCCAGGCCAGUGCGGGAGAGGCGGAGUCUUGUGAUCACCGAGCCCAAUGGCAGUGUCCCCGGUUCACCUGCGAGGGUGGAACCAGCACCACAGGGCUGUAGCAGCCCUACCCAGCCUCAGGCAGAGGGAGAUUAUAAAAAGUGAUGUAAAUGAAGCCAUGGCAGUCUACUUCAAGGACAGCUGAGUGAGAAUUUUAAAUGUGUUUUAAACCUAAAAUCACUCUGCCAACAUUGGGGAGAGAGAGAGAGAGAGAGGACACAAUCUGCACUGGGGCAACCCUUUUCCCAUACAAGGCUCAUACUGUCAAGAUGGACAGAAAAGAUGGUGGAGGUUUUUAAAACUGCAUCUGACUCCACCCUCCUGCCACAGGGGCUGGGUUAUGUACUGGGAAGAGGAUGGAGGAACAGACACCAGUCCUCCCUGUACAAACAUGCACAACUGUGGACACCAUCGCUCCAUGCUGGUUUGCAGCCACAAACCUGCCGGUGGCUAAUCCAUAUGGCCAAACGGACUGUCAAAUUAGAUCUGGACUCCAGAAAGGUUAUGUGGUUUGGGUGUGACUCGGUGGGCUACUUCUAGUAAGCAGGAACUCUUUAUUUUUAAUGCAAUUUAUAUGUACGGUCACUGCAAUGAACCAAGAAAAGCAUCUUAAAAACGACCUUUGGAUCCAGGCUUACCAGAUGCUCAGCUGUGCUCCUAUGAGACUGGCUGACUGCGUCCCACCCGUCAGUCCACCAAAUGGCUGUUACUUAAUAUUUUUCUCUUGCCUUUAAACACUAUUUCUGCCUUAAAACGCAUCCGUUUGAUGUGUGUAAUGUUGCUUCAUCUAGAGUCGGUCACUUCCUGUUUAUAGCUCACUGUUUUUAGCUGUAGUUCUUAGGACAUGAAUUGUUUUAUACUGCAGUGUCCAGCCUGAUAUAAAACCGAUCUCAAACCCAUAUUAGCAUUCCAUGGCUUUCUCCAGACGUCCGCACAGAGCAACUAGCACGACGUUGAUGUGAGUCUUUUCUAUGACCAUGAGCACAAAACAAAGAAUGAAUUAAAAGCAAAACACUUUAUUGACAAACUCUGCAAAUGAGUGCCUAAAAACAAGAGGAAAGGGAGAAAAGGGAGCCAUUAAUUAUACAGGUGAUCUUCAUGUAUGGUGCCCUUCUCAGCGUUCAUGUUCAGUACCUGAAUGUCCGCAAACGAGUCGGUAGCAGUACUGACAAAUGUAAGCAUCACUGGUCUUUUUGCUCUGCGCUCUGUUGCAUUUCCUGCUGUCAAGCCUGCAUGACUUCUCAUUACCCACAUUCACAUACUUGAAGAAAGUGGUGUAACCUAUGAUAUAUUGUCAUAUUUAUCUGGUCAUUUAAAGCUGUAGUAUGCCUGUGGUAGUCCUGACCUCUCCGUUGACUGGUGAGAACAUCUUCACAGGCGCUAUACAUGGCUUUGAAUGGUUUUGUUUGAACUACCUGCCAAAGAGAAGGACUCUUGGGCUAUAGGAAACGCAGUUUUCUAUCAUUAAUCGCCAAAAUCAAUUUGCCCAUGUGUUUAUAUUUAUUAUGUGAAUUGCAUGAGAAAAUUGAGAUUUAAUAUUUUUAAAGGAAUUGUUUGCGGGAAGAAUUCAUGUACAUUUUUCGCUAGCUUCCAAUGCAGCUGAUCAAACAAAUGUGUCCAGAAUUGUUUUAUUUUGCACUGGAGCUCUGACACUUCCAGAUAAUAGAAGCUUCUGCCUGCAUCUGAGCACUGUGCAGACUACAUUUUGAAGAAAAAAAACAAACAAACCCUUAACUCGGUCAUUUUGUUGGGUCAGUGGGCUAGAUAACGCCCUUUGUUCAUACAGUUUCACACAAGUUCACACAUUCCUGUUUUAAAAUGUCAUUUCAGCCUGAACUCUAUAUGAUGCAGGUGGUCAUAAAGUAGUUGUUGGCUGCAUUUUACUCUCAAAGCUUCAGUGCAAAAAUCAAUCCUUUGCUCAUUUGUAUUUUUGAUAUUUCAUGAUCCACCUUUUUAAAUUGCAUUUGCAAUAAAAAUAAGAAAUUAAGUGUUUAGAUUUCAUGUCUCAUGCUUUGUAUUUCUGCAGCAAAACUCAUUGGUGCCUUUUUGACAAAUAAUCAGUUAUUAUUUUUUGGUUUGAUCUGUUCCCUCUAAAGGCAUAUUAUAAAUAAUGAGAAGUUAUGUGAUGAGUGAUAUUUCUGGAUAUACUUGAUACGGAUGUUUUCUGUCAAGCAUUGUGUUCAGAUGAUAUUUCAGUGAUGGCGACACUUCACCCCUGAAGUGCUCCUGAUAAGUGCUUGUAAUAAACAAUAUAAUUAGAGGGUGAAUUAUUCCUUUAAUGAACAGCUGUGACUGAACCUUAGUUCUGCAAAUGUUAAGGAUAAUUAUUGACCAUUUUUAAAUGAAUUCAAAAUGUAUUUAACAAUGAACCUUUUGAAAUAAAUUUGCUUAGAAUAUAAUGAAAUAUUAACACUAAUAAAAUUAUUUGAAAUUGUUGAAAAAAUGUGAUAGAGAACAAGAUAUU
Molecule: messenger RNA, 3532 nt
Organism: Electrophorus electricus (electric eel)
Lineage: Eukaryota; Metazoa; Chordata; Actinopteri; Gymnotiformes; Gymnotidae
Gene: rell1
Product: RELT like 1
Biological process (GO): positive regulation of p38MAPK cascade
Cellular component (GO): plasma membrane
Source: RefSeq, a predicted model, not a curated record